AUGAAAAUCAAGGGAAAGCUUGUUUUUGACAAACACUCAGGCAAAUUGAUUGGUUUUACCUCGCUUGGUGACCCUGAUUUGGAUUAUUCAACGUUCGAAGAGCUUGAAGUUGCUACCCAUGUUCUUGCAUUCAUGAUUAGAGGUGUCCAAACCACUCUAAAAUUUAUGUUGGCAUAUUUUCUCACACAAACAGUGGUCUCGUAUCAAUUGGCCCCACUUUUUUGGCGAGCAGUUGGAAUAUUAGAACUGAAUUGUGAUCUCCAUGUUGUUGCAACUUCAAGUGAUGGAAUGUCAGCUAACCGGAAGUUUUAUCGACUGCACAAGCAUAUUAUGGGUGAGGAAUCAAAGAUUUUGAACAAGACAAUCAAUCUAUUUGCACCACAAAGGAAUAUUUGGUUCUUUGCAGAUGUACCACAUUUGAUGAAAACAACAAGAGGUAAUAUAUUAAGGAUGCUUUUAUUUAAAGCCGGGUUACAGUCCGUAAUGUAAACAAACGCUUUGUUUACAUUUUGAACUGCUAUAUUUCUUAAAAUAUUAUGAACUGUCAGAAAAUUUAACACUAUUUUGGUUCGCUAUACUUUUAAAUAAGUAUGAGCUAGUGUUUAUGUUCAGAAAUAUACAAAACAUGCGAAAUUUGCACAAUUUUGAAAUCCAGUAGUCUACCUUUGUUAUGAGCAGAACCGAUGCGCAGAACGGACUGUAACCCGGCUUUAAGCCCGGUUUACACUAUCAAAGUUUCUGUGAUCACAUUAGGAAUUUUGCAUUGGUAAAUUCUAAUUUUUGAAGGAUUUGUAAGAAAUGUUUGAGGCAACUGAAUAAGUGUUAAACACUAAAUCAUUUUCCUCAAACAUGUCUGACGAAUCCUUCAAAACUUAGAAUUUACCAAUGCAACAUUCCUACUGUGAUCACAGAAACUUUGACAGUGUAUGUAAACUGGGCGUUAGGCUAACUUUACUUUUCAAGGGGAUAGGCUUGCGCAUUAACCCAUUGAGCCUCAAUGCUCCCUACUUAUUUUUUUUACUUGUCUAACGCCAGACGAUUUUACUCGUCAAUGGGGAAGCUCUGCAGCUUAAUGGGUUAAAGAGCCUGCCAAGUUGCGCAUGUACAAUGAGAGGUCAAAUACCCAAACUUUGUUACGUUUUCAGUAACCACUGCACCCUGAUUGCCAGACAUUGUUUUAGUGUACUGUCAUUCAGUGGGUGAACAAAAUUUUUUGUCUCCCUUUUUACUAUACUGUGUAUCAUAAGAUUAUGAGAACUACAUACAUGUAGGUGCCCUGUAGUUUAUUAUAUAUGUUUUAUUUUAGGUAAUCUGCACAGUUCUGGCACAGGUGGAACAAGGUACCUUUGGAGAAAUGGAAAGAUUUUGCUGUGAAAGCACAUUUCUAGAUGCUAUUUUGCAGAUCUAGACUUGGGCCUCCACCAACUGCCAAAGUUGACCAUCGAGCAUAUUCAUUUAACAUCGUAUGCUAAAAUGAGGGUUAAUUUGGCAGUGCAAAUUCUUUCCAAAUCUAUGGCAGAAGCCCUCCGAAGAAGCAUGCCCCUGGAAGAAGUCUCAGAAACCGCAACUUUCUGUCAGCUGAUGAACGACUUCUUUGAUUGUUGCAAUGUUCGAUCGGGUCAUGAGCAUCAGAGAAAGCAGAACCCACUCCUGGCACCUUAUGAGAAAUGUGAUGAUCCACGCUUUGUGUGGUUGACUGACACUUUUCUUCAGUACUUUGUUGACUGGAAAGAAGCGAUCAGCAAGAGAGAAGGUUUCACCCCAGACGGGAUGACACGAAUGUUUAUCUCAAUUCAGACAUAUGAAGGUCUACAAAUGUCAGUGAACAGUCUGAUUGAAUGCACCAAGUUUUUGUUAGGGAAUGGAGUAUCAUAUGUCCUCACUGAGCGCUUCAUGCAAGACUGCCUUGAGGAAUACUUUGGCCACCAAAGACAACGCGGGCGAAGAUCUGACAACCCGGAUGCAGUCCAGUUUGGAUACAAUGACCGUAUUUUGCAGAUCCAAAGAAAUGCCGGCCUUGUGUCACGAGGGAAUGUUGGAUCACGACAAAAAGCGGGUGAGUCACGAUGGGCUACUAUUAGGGAAGAGCCUUUACCCAAGAAGAAGAAGGAAAAGAAGCAGAAUUAA
Molecule: messenger RNA, 2127 nt
Organism: Paramuricea clavata
Lineage: Eukaryota; Metazoa; Cnidaria; Anthozoa; Malacalcyonacea; Plexauridae
Source: the annotation of a GenBank genome assembly